Chroicocephalus ridibundus (black-headed gull) is the source of this 4638-nucleotide messenger RNA. It is a transcript of the gene FASTKD1, whose product is annotated as FAST kinase domains 1. The record is from RefSeq and is a predicted model, not a curated record. The coding region runs from base 1068 to 3563 and encodes 831 amino acids. Lineage: Eukaryota; Metazoa; Chordata; Aves; Charadriiformes; Laridae. The transcript has 17 exons. Gene Ontology annotation, biological process: mitochondrial RNA processing; regulation of mitochondrial mRNA stability. Gene Ontology annotation, molecular function: RNA binding. Gene Ontology annotation, cellular component: ribonucleoprotein granule; mitochondrial matrix.
UUGGAACUUGCGUAUUAUUUAUUUCCUUCAGAAGGUCCGACUGGCUGGACUUUCCCCUUUCUCCAUUGGUUUCCUGACACCUCAGCUGAUGGGGGAACCCCGUCCAGGGACACAGGCAGGGUGGGCAGCCGUGCAGAGGGACAUGGUGCGCUGAUGCCAACCCAGGCGCUGGUUUUGCAUGCGCGGUGUGGCUUGAACACAGGAACGGUCUUGUGAAAAAGGAAGCCAAGGACUUCUCAGAUGGUGUUCCGCGGGCGCAGGCGACACUGAUCCCUUUGUUUCCUUAUUUAACCGAGCUGGGCGCCGCACUUGGCGCCCUCGCUUAAGCCAGCGCUGGCGGACACCUGGCACCCCGCGCCGCGCCGGGCCCAAGGCCGAGUCCCGCCGGCAGCUAGGCCUGCCCGGAGCCCCGCGGGCCGCCCCCGCAGCGGGCUGGGGCAUGGUCCGGGCAGCGCCGCCCUCCCGCUCCGCUCCGCUCCGGAGGGGGCCGCAGCCCAACACCCGCGGUGGGGAGGGCAGGCAGGGCCCCGGCGGAGCGAGGCGGUUCCGGGGGGCCGGGCCCGGAGCUUCCUCCCGCCGAGCACGGCAGCGCUCGCUUCCUCCCGGAGCGUCCCCGCUGAAUGCAGUCGCCGCUGGGCUAAACGUGGCCGAGGGAGCGCCGGGCCGUGGCGGCCGCCGAACCCAACGCUGCGGUAUCUAUUUCAUCCUGCCUUCUGGCAGCUUCGCUUGACAGUACUGUGGGGAGUAAAUGUGAACUGAUAUUGGAACUAUUUUAUUCCAUCGGAUGGAUGUAUGAAAACAGAGUAACAUAGACCUAGUGUGUGCUGCUGCCGUUGCCUUGAUAAUGCCACAUUGAUGGAAUGAUGCCCAUGGUUGAACAGCUUUCAAGUUUGCUGAAGGUACCUCCGGAUUGAAUCAUUCUUAAUUCGGUGGCCAUACAGGAUGAAAGAAAAAUGAGCUGUUUUUCAUAUACUUGGGUUUGUUCUUUGCAACAGUGUGUUUUACUGUGAAAAGUGAAAGAAGAAAUCUUUCUGGACACUUUAAAGAUAACUGAUAGGCACAGCAAAAUGCUUUGUUUGAGGCAGGUUUGCUUGUUUACGCUGAGACAUUACCAAGCUCGGACUCUGAGUAGUGAUCUGCUUUUGAGCCAGAUAAAUAGCUGCACCCAUGAAGAUGAAGUGUUCAGCCUUGUUGGAAGGAACAAGGCCAGGCUUUCUGAAAAACACGUGGGAAUUGCAUUGAACGUGCUGUGGCAAUUGCAAAAGAAGAGGCCGCUUUUCUUAAGGACUAGUGACUAUAUAAGAAAUCACUCCCAGUUUCUUACUCUUUGCAUUUUAGCAGAAAACAAGGUGGAACAUAUGGAAGAUGAGGCCAUAGUGGACACCCUAUAUAGUAUUCUGAGGCUCAAUGUUGAAGACCAUGAUUCUCUAGCAGAAGUGCUUGUUACAGAAGCAUGGAAAAGAUUAGAAAGGCUUAGCCUGCCAGCUCUGUCUAAAUUCGCACUGUGUUUAUACAAGCAACGCAGACAUUUCAGUCCUGUAAUUGGCCAAAUAGCUCAUAUUGUGGACAUGAAACUGGAUUCUAUACAGGAUAUAAGGAUCUUGUCAGUUUUGAUGAUCAGCAUAUCUGAUGUUAUCUCACAGAGUUUUCGAGAUCGAUUACUACACAAGGCUGAACAGCUCUUGGAAGAAAAGAAUGAAGUGCACUUCAACUAUGCCAAAAGAAUACUACAGUUUCUUCAAAAUGUUAAGCUGAGAUAUCAUCCAUUGGUAGAAAAAUGCAACAAGAUUUUCCUUAAAAGUGCUGCCCAUCUUGAUAUACACAGUGUUAGUCUGAUUUUUGGACUGUAUGAGCAGCUGGGUUUUGAUAGUGCUGAAUUCCGCUUGGUUGCUAAACAGUUGCUGUCUGAAACUAUAGAUGAUUAUUAUGAUCCUGAAACGUUUUCAAAAUUAUUUUUUACUCUUGGGCCCAUGUCAGGAUCCGAGGUAAGAGAAAGGUUGAUAGUAACUGCAGUGCGCAUGGCAGAAGAAUUUAGCAGUCACCAAGUACUGGUAAUACUGAAGACAAUGCAGAAAAUGAAAUGCAGAAAUUCUCAUCUACUCAAAAAAAUGACUUCUGUUCUGCACAAACAUUUGGAUAGCUAUCAUGUAUUGCAGUUGGUAAAGUUAACACAGUACUUGGUGGCGUUGCGUUGCCACAAUCUGGAGCUGUUUCCCAAACUAAAAAUGUUACUAUUCGGUUUUUUAAAAUCUAACGUCAUACCUGCCGAUACUGCUGCAAUAAUUCAUGUUCUGGCCAUGCUUCCUUCCUUUCAAGUGGAGGAAAUAGUUGUAAACAAAGCAGCAGCAGUUGUGCCUCAAUGCAGGCUCCAUCAUUUGAAUUGCAUUGCUACAGCCCUCGUCAAAUGGAAUCAUCAUGACCAGUUGCAGUGGCAAAACAGUUCUGAGCUAUGUGGAAACCUUCUUCAAAAACUGAAUGACUAUGGAUUUCAGAGGCUUCAGAAAGCUGACAACUUAAAUCUUCUGUUGGAAGAACUUACACAUGUGAAUGGAGGGUGGUUUGAAGAAGUCCUCAGUGAGGAAACUAUGGCCAUGUGUCAACGCUUGAUAGACCAAAUAACAUGGGCAAAUGUAUUACCAUUGUCUUUUUUGCUCAUAAAAACAAACCACCGUUGUCCUUCAUUACUUGACAAAAUAGCUUCUGUGGCUGUUGAAAAUAUAGACAAGAUCCACCCCUUUGAAAUCUAUUUUAUUCUCUUCCUUUUCUCUGCUCUGAAUUAUGGGCCCCCUGCAAAUGAAGAGUUCUUUGAAAGUUGUAUCCAACGUCUUACUUCUAACUUGAGUUCUUUUGAAACUCACUACUUGGUACUACUUGGUCAUGUUUUGGCAGUGGCUGGGUAUUUUCCUCCAGUUCUGAUAAAGAGGAUAUUUAAUGUUUCUUUCCUCAGCAAAUUGGAUGCUGAACUUGAAGUCUUGCCUGAUACCCUAAAGCAGAGGGUCCGCUUGCGCCUCAUGAAAUUGAACAGAGCAGUCUGUCUGGAAUGCCCGGAGUUUCACAUCCCUUGGUUUCAUGAGCGCUUCUGCCAACGUGUCUUUUGCAACAGCAGUAGCCGAAUAAAUCCACUGCGACAGCAUGUUCACAGAAUGCUGACAGAGAUCUUGGGAGGGAGCAGUUAUGCAAGAAUAUCUGUUCUCACACCAUACUACUAUGAAAUAGAUUUUGAGUGCAUUCUGGAUGAAAAUAAAAAGCCUCUUUCCUACAUGGCUCAGAAUAUACCUUUGGACGAUGUGGAGGGAAUACACUUGAGACAUGACAUCAAGGAUGAAGGGAGAAAGGCUCUGCCACCAGGAGCUCAGAAAAUUGCUCUGGAAUUUCUUGAUUCAAAAGCUUUUAGCAAAAACUCACGUCACUUGAAAGGAGAACCUGCAGUGAAAAAACGACACCUGGAAAUGCUGGGGUACCGGGUAAUUCAGAUUCCUCACUUCGAAUGGAAUUCUAUGGUUCUGUCAGCAAAAGGUGAACAGCUAGAAUAUCUGAGAAAGCAUCUAUAUGGAAUGCAGUGAUGUCAGACAUGUAGUCCGAAGUAUUUUUUAUGCAGACACUUCAUGUACCAUUAAACUUCUUGUAAUGGUGGAAUACUUCCUUUCAAAAAUCUCUUUGUCCGUGAGUAAGCUGGACCCUCAAGGCUUGCCAUGGGGCAUCAGGUGUCAAAAGAUUCAAUCCUCAAUUUGUUAGGGAUUGCAAGGCAGGUGACAGUGGGCCAUGAAGGAUGUGAUAAGGAUGCUUAAAAUCUCCCAUUAUCUGAAAGCUGUUCUUUAAGUACAUGAGUCUGUGACAGUUUUGACAUAAAAUUACAUUGUUAGCUCCUAAAUAAAGUAUAUACGCUUAGCCAGACAUAAAACUGUCCAAAGAAAAAGUUGGCAAUACUCUUUGGUUGUGAGAGAGGAGGCAGCAAAUCUACUGGAAACCAUGUCUGUCCUCCAGCACGUGACAGAAUGAGCAAUAGGGAUCAGACAGUGUCUGUGUUGUGAAGCCAAGGAACUGAAAUGCGGAUUUACUAAGAAUAGGAGUGUUCUUACAGCCGUUCAGUUUCCAUCUUCCAGAACAGAGGUACCGUGGGUGACUCUGUCGGGGGAGGGUGUUGUGCAGUGAGAAACCUCCAGCUGCUUUUCCUUCCCUGUGGUGUGGUUUGUGCAGAAGUAUGGCUUGAGCCGUCUGGGACACCUUCAUGUACUUAAAAGACAGACUAGUUCUAAAGGUCUGUCAGCCACCCGGACCCUUGAAACACCUCUACUCCAGUUAAUGCAACUUGGAAGGGAUACCAAAAAGAUUUAUACAAAAGAAGGAGAAAAUAAUGUUUAUGUCAGACAUAGGCACUUACUAGCAACUGGGUAAUUAAUUAAAUUUAGUAUUAUAGCAUUAUGCAUUGGACUAGCCCUUGCUAGUAGAAAUAAACCAAAAUUAGACAAACCAUCUAACCUGCCUCUUCUGUAAAUAAGACAGUGUACAAAAGAGCAAAAUUAGGCUGAAAAUUGUAAUCCAGAAUCAAGAUCCAAGAAAAGUCUUCAGAGAGUGACAACCACUUUCCUUACUGGUGGUGAAAAACAUUGCUGGUUUAUUUAUCAUGUCUCUCUGUAA